Messenger RNA from Sphaeramia orbicularis (orbiculate cardinalfish), 1716 nucleotides. Its product is annotated as proline-rich protein 15-like. The transcript is spliced from 2 exons. The coding region runs from base 350 to 766 and encodes 138 amino acids. The record is from RefSeq and is a predicted model, not a curated record. NCBI's taxonomy places the organism in Eukaryota, Metazoa, Chordata, Actinopteri, Kurtiformes, Apogonidae.
CAGUAGACGAAAGCCGCUCCUUAUAAAUGUGUCAAUUCAUUCGUGGUUUUCUGACGACCUGCUGAAGAAGAGUAAAGAGACUGACAAGAGCAACCUGAGGAAGAUGUUCAAGUGACUGUAGGAGGAGAUGUGAGGAGUCUGCGUCCGUGCGUAAAAUGGAUACGGUGGCGCUUCUCUGAAGGAUUGUUGUCUCAGUUCAACUACUUCAGUACUUCAGCACAGAAGGAGAAGAAGAAGAGGAGGACACUGGACGGUCCUGUGGAUUCAUUUCCCAGCACCAUCAGAAGUCUUUACAUUGUGCUUUGGGUCGUUUUAAGUUUCCACUCCACCUGUUCGAGCUCAGUCAAAGAUGACAGAGAGGAUUCCAUGGUGGAGGGCUUUCCUGCCAAAGAGGAAGAGUGGAGGCUCCAAGGAUGCAGGUUCCAAGGACACAGGCUCUAUGGAUGCAAGCCCCUACGUUUUUGAGCCAGACUUUGAUCCUUUUGCAGUGCAGGAGAGGCCCAAAGAGCCCACCCCUGCAGCCUCCAAGACCACCGCUGAUCAGUCUGUGUCUCCAUCCGCUCCCAGCAAGAACACCAACCUGCUCAGUGAUGAAACCUUCGACGAUUCCCGCCUGGAUUCGGUCUUCAACGAGCAGACGUGUCGUAGAAACAUGAGGGUUUCACGCUCGGGUCGCUUUAAAGAGAGGAGGAGGCAACGCCAGAGCCUUCCCAUUCAGGAGAAUGACACAGAGAAUGUGGCAUCAGGGAAAGAGGACAUGCGAUGAUGGUGAGGAGGACGAGGAGCUGAUCAAAGACUGCUUUCUAAACAUGCUUGAACAGAAAGAGAAGGAGACAGAAUUCAUGAAGAUGCCUCAGUCUUUUGAGGCAUGCAUUUUGGUUGUGAUGAGGAGGAGCAUUCAACUGUUAGCCCAACGCAGCAGGAUUACAUUUACAUAUAUUUCACAUGCAGCUGAUGAAAUUAGACAAGAAUAUAGUUUUGGAUAUUCGCUGAAGGGCUUGUGCCAGACUGCUGCAGAAAGAUAACCUUUUUUUAAUGAUGGUUAAUCAACCAUUUGUCAUCAACAACAACAACCCACAGCUCAAAAGAGAAGACAAAGAAGUCAUGUAGUGAGCGCUCAGGUGCCCAGUAUAAUUAAUGUCCCACAGUGUCCAUUAUUAGCUGUGGACAGUGUCAUUAUGAUUGGACAGUUAGUCAAAUUUCAGUGUAAGACACGUACCAUGAAUGCCGUUUUCUGUUAAGACAAAGUGAGAUCUGCUUCAGGAGAUGACUGUCUAUAUGAUGUUUACAUUAUUUACAAUGCUUUUAUAACAAGAAUGUUGAUUCUAUGUGGUGAGAAGGAUGUGUAUGAAGGUGUUCAGGUUUAUUGUGUGUAGAAAAUCACUUAGUGGAAGAAAUUACAAAAUGCUUACAAACAGCUUUAAAUGCAAUGCACAAAUGUGUUUAGGAUAUGAAGGAGUUAACCCCCGCCAGCUCAAGCCUUAUGUAUUUUUAAUGAAGGAAAUAAUCUAGAACGUUUUCUAACAGUAAUGGGUCCCAAACAAAGCUAUACCGACAUUGAAGUUAAAAUGAAGUGUUCAAAUGGAUGAUGUACGGCCAAGCAGCCAAAGAACUGAUGUAGUUUGCUUAAUACAGUACAGGACUACUGUAUUUUAGAUCAUCUGUGAAUAUAAUGAAGGCAAAACAUGUGAAAUAAAUCUGAUUACUGCUGUCUUU